AUGGGUUGCUGUGGUUGUAGAGGCAGCUGUGGUGGCUGUGGUGGCUGUGGUGGCUGCGGUGGUGGCUGUGGUGGCUGUGGUGGCUGUGGUGGCUGCGGUGGCUGUGGUGGUGGCUGUGGCUGUACCACCUGUACCUGCCGCCGAGUGGGCUGCUGCUCUGCCUGCUGCCCCUGCUGCUGUGGCUGCUGUGGGGGCUGCUGUAGCCCCACAGUUGUCUGUUGCCGCCGUACCUGCUGCUGUAACUCUUGUGGCUGUGGCUCUUGUGGCUGUGGCUCCUGUGGCUGUGGCUCCUGUGGCUGUGGCAAGGGCUGUUGUUGCCAACAAAAAUGCUGCCAACAGAAAUGUUGCUGCAAGAAGCAAUGCUGCUGCUAG
Messenger RNA from Gracilinanus agilis (Agile Gracile Mouse Opossum), 372 nucleotides. RefSeq names its product small cysteine and glycine repeat-containing protein 6-like. NCBI's taxonomy places the organism in Eukaryota, Metazoa, Chordata, Mammalia, Didelphimorphia, Didelphidae. The record is from RefSeq and is a predicted model, not a curated record. The coding region runs from base 1 to 372 and encodes 123 amino acids. The transcript has a single exon.